Molecule: messenger RNA, 346 nt
Organism: Neopelma chrysocephalum (saffron-crested tyrant-manakin)
Lineage: Eukaryota; Metazoa; Chordata; Aves; Passeriformes; Pipridae
Gene: PLN
Product: phospholamban
Exons: 1
Coding region: 96-254 (52 amino acids)
Biological process (GO): negative regulation of ATPase-coupled calcium transmembrane transporter activity; negative regulation of calcium ion import into sarcoplasmic reticulum; negative regulation of heart rate
Cellular component (GO): membrane; sarcoplasmic reticulum
Molecular function (GO): ATPase inhibitor activity
Source: RefSeq, a predicted model, not a curated record
AGAAGAUAUUAGGCACUUUGCACUGUUCCUGACAACUGCUCUUCUUUCCUGCACUCCUAAAACCUCUGAUUUGUGCUCUCUGCUUUCUUGUUGCCAUGGAGAAGGUCCAACACAUAACCCGCUCUGCUCUAAGGAGAGCCUCAACUAUUGAGGUCAACCCACAAGCACGCCAAAGGCUCCAAGAGCUCUUUGUCAAUUUCUGCCUGAUUUUAAUUUGCCUCUUGCUGAUCUGUAUCAUUGUGAUGCUUCUCUGAAGUUCCAGCCCUCCUCUGCACUGUCCUCUAGAAAAAUCAUCCCAGGGGGAAGAGAGACAUACACCCGCAACUCCCAGCACAAGGAUCCUCAU